AUGGCUGUCCUCGCUGCCAGGGAAGCUUUUGAAAAGUGGUCAUCAGGAACAACUCCAAAAGAACGUGGUGCUAUCUUGAGGAAAUGGUUUGACAUAUUUGUUGAGAAGGAAGGAGAGCUGGCAAAACUUCUGACUCUUGAACAGGGUAAACCUUUGGCUGAAGCACGGGGAGAAAUCAAGUAUUCUGCCGGGUUUCUCGACUGGUACUCGGGAGAAGCGAGACGCAUUUAUGGACAGGUCGUUACUCCUUCAGUACUCAAUAGGGAACAUAUUCAUAUCAGGGAACCAAUCGGAGUUGCUGCAUUCAUAACACCAGUGAGUAUCCGUUUUAUUUGUUGUGUGAUCUCAGUGCCCUUUUUAUCAUAG
This is a messenger RNA of Strongylus vulgaris, 366 nucleotides long. NCBI's taxonomy places the organism in Eukaryota, Metazoa, Nematoda, Chromadorea, Rhabditida, Strongylidae. The record is from the annotation of a GenBank genome assembly.